Molecule: messenger RNA, 2115 nt
Organism: Miscanthus lutarioriparius
Lineage: Eukaryota; Viridiplantae; Streptophyta; Magnoliopsida; Poales; Poaceae
Source: the annotation of a GenBank genome assembly
AUGUCCGAACCAGCACAACCUAGGGGAGGGGAAGGCGAUAGCAACACACUCCGAAUACUUGUAGCAACGGACUGCCAUCUAGGCUACAUGGAGAAAGAUGAGAUACGUAGGUUUGAUUCCUUUCAAGCAUUUGAGGAGAUUUGCGCAUUGGCGGAUCAAAACAAGGUAGAUUUUAUUCUUCUUGGCGGUGAUCUAUUCCAUGAGAACAAGCCGUCGCGCUCAACCCUGGUAAAAACGAUUGAGAUUCUACGGCGCUACUGCCUAAAUGAUCAACCAAUAAAGUUCCAGGUUGUCAGUGAUCAGACAGUCAACUUCCCAAACAGAUUUGGUAAGGUAAAUUAUGAAGACCCCAACUUCAAUGUUGGUCUGCCUGUGUUCACCAUCCAUGGAAAUCAUGAUGACCCUGCUGGAGUGGAUAAUCUCUCUGCCAUCGAUAUCCUUUCGGCUUGCAAUCUUGUAAAUUAUUUUGGAAAGAUGGACCUUGGUGGCUCUGGCGUUGGUCAGAUAGCAGUUUAUCCUGUACUCGUAAAAAAGGGCAUGACUUCGGUUGCACUAUAUGGUCUUGGCAACAUUAGAGAUGAACGACUAAAUAGAAUGUUUCAGACGCCUCAUUCAGUACAGUGGAUGCGACCUGGAACUCAAGAUGGGGAAUCAGUGUCUGACUGGUUCAAUAUAUUGGUACUUCAUCAGAACAGGAUAAAGACAAACCCUAAAAGUGCCAUCAAUGAGCAUUUUUUACCACGUUUUCUGGAUUUUGUUGUAUGGGGCCAUGAGCAUGAAUGCCUCAUUGAUCCUCAGGAGGUCCCUGGAAUGGGUUUCCACAUCACUCAACCAGGCUCCUCAGUUGCGACGUCCCUGAUUGAUGGUGAAGCAAAACCAAAGCAUGUUCUUUUGUUAGAAAUCAAGGGAAAUCAGUACAGGCCAACCAAAAUACCUCUGAGAUCUGUCAGACCUUUUGAGUAUGCUGAGGUUGUGUUGAAAGAUGAAGCAGAUGUUGACCCAAAUGAUCAGGCCUCUGUGCUUGAACAUUUGGAUAAAAUUGUAAGAAAUCUGAUUGAGAAGAGUAGCCAACCAACUGCCAGCAGAUCGGAGCCCAAACUUCCGUUAGUUAGAAUCAAGGUAGAUUACUCUGGGUUUUCAACAAUAAACCCACAACGUUUUGGUCAGAAGUAUGUAGGAAAGGUCGCAAACCCUCAAGAUAUUCUCAUUUUCUCAAAAUCAGCAAAGAAACGCCAGACUACAGGAGACCACAUUGAUGAUUCUGAGAAACUUCGUCCUGAGGAACUAAACCAACAAACAAUCGAAGCUCUGGUUGCAGAGAGUAACUUGAAAAUGGAGAUUCUUCCGGUUGAUGAUUUGGACAUUGCAUUGCAUGAUUUUGUGAACAAGGAUGACAAGAUGGCAUUUUAUUCAUGUUUGCAGCGAAACCUUGAAGAAACCAGGAAUAAGUUGAGUUCUGAAGCAGAUAAAUCCAAAAUUGAGGAAGAAGACAUAAUAGUCAAAGUUAAUGAGUGCAUGCAGGAACGUGUUAAGGAAAGGUCCCUACGCUCCAAGGAUGGCACACGCUUCCCAUCAAGCUCUCAGAACUUGGAUACUGGAGGUAAAUCUUUUACAGCUCAAAGCAGCCUGAACUCAUCCAGUGAUGACGAAGACACCAGGGAUACGCUUCUGGGUGCAAGAUCAACUGAUGUUGGACGAAAAUCAUCUGGAUUUACUAGACCCUCCAAAGAUACUGCUGAUGUUGCUAAACGUGGUGCUUCCAAAAGAGGCAGGGGAAGAGGCACCAGCUCAAUGAAGCAGACCACUCUUAGUUUCAGCCAGUCGAGGUCAACUACUGUUAUCCGUAGUGAGGAUGUCUCCUCAGAGGAGGAAGCAGAUGCAAAUGAAGUUGUUGAAAAUUCAGAAGAGGAGAGUGCGCAACAAGUUGGGCGUAAAAGAACAGCUCCUAGAGGUAGAGGCAGAGGCAGAGGUUCCACUGCGAAGAGGGGACGAAAAACAGAUAUUGCUUCCAUCCAAAGUAUGAUGAGCAAAGAUGAUGAUGAUUCAGAAGAUGAGCCGCCAAAGAAAGCUCCUCCUCGGGUCACAAGGAACUAUGGCGCUGUCAGGAAGAGAUGA